Molecule: messenger RNA, 1632 nt
Organism: Botrytis byssoidea
Lineage: Eukaryota; Fungi; Ascomycota; Leotiomycetes; Helotiales; Sclerotiniaceae
Exons: 3
Coding region: 1-1632 (543 amino acids)
Molecular function (GO): oxidoreductase activity, acting on CH-OH group of donors; flavin adenine dinucleotide binding
Source: RefSeq, a predicted model, not a curated record
AUGACAUCUUCCGAAGAUUCUACCACUCAAGCUCAUUACGUUGUCAUCGGAGGUGGCACAUCCGGCUUGGUCGUUGCCAAUCGGUUGACUGAGAAUCCCGAUGUGCAUGUUCUUGUUCUUGAAGCGGGUGUAAACCGUGAUGAUGACCCUCGAGUCCAGGACUGGGCCGCUCUAUCUCCAUACUUCAAGAAGUUCUAUACUCUUUCACCACCACCCGACAGCGAGACUCUCGAGCAUCUAGGUAUUGACUGGAUAAAUGAAGAUUACCGUGGAACAACUGGACCCAUUCAAGUAUCAUUGCCCGGAGUUGUCCAAAGUCCGCUAUGCAAGGCCUGGAUCGAUAGCUUUCGUGGCUUUGGAAAAUUAACCACUGAAGUAGAUCCUUUCUCUGGAAACUCGACUGGAGCAUACAGCAAUGCAGCUACGGUCGAUAUUGCCACCAAGACUCGAAGUUACGCAGGCUCUGCGUAUGGUAUACCGGCUCUUCAGAGACCGAACUUUCACUUGAUUACAGACGCUACAGCUCAUAAGAUUUUGUUCAAGGAAUCAAGCGAUGGCCUCAUCGCGACUAGUGUAUUGGCGUCUGUUCAGGGUGAGAUCAAGCAGUUUACCGCCACCAAGGAGGUUAUUCUCGCCGCUGAAGUGUUCAACACACCCAAACUGCUUGAAUUAUCCGGCAUAGGAGAUGAAGAUUUGCUUAAGAAGCUUAACAUUCCGGUCGUCAUCAGUAAUUGUGGCGUAGGAGAAAAUAUGCAGGAUCAUUUAAUGACGGGUGUCAGCUUUGAGGUCGUUGAUGGAGUAACAACUGGCGAUCCUUUGUUGCGCCAAGAGCCACAGGCGUUGGAACUUGCUCAGAAAUUGUACACCGAGAACAAAGCAGGUCCCUUUACUAUUGGUGGAGUACAAUCUCACGCAUUCAUGCCCAUCCUGGAAUAUUCCGACGCGGAAGGUCGCCAAAAACAGGCAGAACUAUUGACGAGUAUACUCCAAAAGUACCCUCCAAAGCCACAAGAUGUGGAUCAUUUUGAAGCUGUACGCUCAAUUAUCGAAAGUCCAGGAGAAUGUUCGGCGGCUUGGUUGAUGUUUCUUGCUCAAACUAAUCUACAUGAGGGUGGAAAGAGUUUUGUAGGGUCAGAUCUACAACCAGAAAACUUUGCUAGUCUUGGUUGUUGCCAAAGUCACCCCUUCUCGCGAGGAUCUACUAACCUCGCCUCAUCAAACGUUGAUGAUUUACCUACCAUUGAUCCACGAUUCUUAUCGCAUCCUGCAGAUCUUGAGAUCUUGGCACGUCAUGGACAGACGCUUGAGACACUUCGUCAAACGAAAGAACUCUCAGCUUUCUUCAAACCUGACGGGAAGCGAAACCACCCAGACUCCUUCCAUAUCCAUACUCUUGAGGGAGCCAAGAAGUAUGUCCUUGACACUGCCGUGACUGCUUAUCACACUUGUGGUACCGCUGCAAUGCUACCAAAAGAAAAAGGCGGCGUUGUAAAUGAUAAGCUGAUCGUUCACGGUACGAACAAUCUACGCGUGGUUGAUGCAAGCAUUUUCCCACUGAUUCCACGUAGGAAUAUCCAAUCCUCGGUGUAUGCUGUGGCGGAAAAGGCUGCAGAUAUCAUCAAAGGUAUUUGA